Messenger RNA from Salvia hispanica, 498 nucleotides. RefSeq names its product transcription factor PAR2-like. Gene Ontology annotation, biological process: regulation of DNA-templated transcription. The record is from RefSeq and is a predicted model, not a curated record. Lineage: Eukaryota; Viridiplantae; Streptophyta; Magnoliopsida; Lamiales; Lamiaceae. Gene Ontology annotation, molecular function: protein dimerization activity.
CAUUUUCUCCCCAACUCCCAUUUUAACACCACUUCUUCCUCUUUCCCAUUCCCUCACCUCACCACCACACCAUGAAUACCUCCCAAGACCUCUCCUCCUCCACCGCCACCGCCACCUCCACCUCCAUCGCCUGCCGAUGUAGGAAGAGGAGGAGCAAGAGGAGAAGAGAUGAAAAUCCGGAUGAGGUGGAUAAGAAGAUAGUGGCGCUGCAGAAAAUAAUUCCCGGCGGCGAGAGGCUGGCGGUGGAUGAGCUCUUUCAAGAGACGGCGGAGUAUAUAUUUGCGUUGGAGAGCCAAGUCGAGGCAUUGAGGUUUCUUGCUGCCUUCCUUCAAACUUCCCACAGCACAAACAGGAAGCUCGGUGCUUGAUUUUUUUUGCUCCUUUUUUUCUUAAAUUCUUUUUUUCUCUUUUUUUUUCAUAUUGGUCUAUCUGUCCAUCCCUCCUUUUUAUGUAUGGAAUUUCAUUAGGCCAAAAAUAUAAAUAAAUAAUGGUUUAUCA